CCCAUUCCUUUCCUUCCCGUCCUCACUGCACCUUCCUGCUGCAUGGCUUUCGAGUUGCGCACGCACUGCACGCACACGUUGCACGCACAAACAAAAGCCGAAUUAAGUGGUAAAGAAGCAAACGCUUUUUCGACAUUCCUAGUCGACGCGCGCUCGCAUUAUUAUUAACUUAGCUGCCUGCUACAUAAUAUAUUGACCGUAGGAACCAUGAGCGCCGACAAAUGCGCCAGCAGGGCACUCGGAGCUGAGCUAACCGCGUCGUGGCGCCCGCUGAGAGUUAGGUCUUUUUCCAGCUGAAGGCUAUGUGCCGAUGGUCAACGAUGCCCGCUCGCGCUGGGACAACCGUUGCGAACGCAGGUGCUUCCAAGCUAAAUAGUGUUACUGCUAGUUUGCUUUGCUGACCACCGCGCCAUGCAUGCCUGGAUCGGGCAGUGUCCCGUUACGGUAUGACGUCGACGCAAGCGAGCGAAUGGAACUGCGAUCUACUAGCACAGUCGCUGAGCGACUGUCUCAGCCCGCACGACCUGAACCUCAACUUGUACAACUUCGACCAGACUGAUGCUUCCGACUGCCCCUACGUGCUGACCAGCCCGCGGUCGCUGGAAGCAUGCGCUAACCAAGGCGUCAAGCCGGUCGAGCUGCUGCCGAGACUCUUCGAGGAGUUCGCGGAAGAGCUCGCACCGGGAGUGCCGCCGGAGGAGGCUCGGCGGCUCUUUGAGCUGGCCGAGCGUGACCGUACCACAAAGCUUGCCCGGUGCCGGCGCGAACGAGAGGCCCUCAUCCGCUUGGAUCGGCUCCGUCGCCGCCGGUCACUGUCCCUGUCUCCCGGGAGCCGUGUCGUGCAACGCCGGAGCGGAACCAGACCACUCGGAGUGCUCCUGUCGUCAGGCGAGCACAUGCAUGUAGAUGAAGAUGAUGGCAGUGUAGAUGACUCAACGAGCACAACCCGCGAGCCAAGUUCAUCGGCGAAAGGAGAUUCUGACGAAGGCAGCACGCCUGGAUCAAGCACAGAAGGCAGACCUGCUAGCAAGUCAACACCUACAUCCCCAUUCAGACACCCUGCGCCACUGGUCCCUGUGCCAGCUUCACUGCUCCCGUGGGUUGACAAACCCAGUCUGCCAGCCAAGGAUGUGAAGCUACUGCAGCUGAUGCUCCAGAGGCGGCAGCGGGAUGAAGAGGCAGCUGAACAGCGCCGGCUGGCGCAUCGUGCCUGGGAUCAGGAGAAAGAAAAGCGUGCCCUGCAGUCUCGUGACAAGCGUUGGAGAAGUCGUCAGGCCCUGACAUCCAGUAGCAGUUGUGAGCUCUUGGACAGCGAAGCCCUUUCGGCAGCUGAAGAAAGGCGCAACAGCACGUCUCGGCAAACAUCCGCAACGGCAGAACAGAAGUUACAUCGUGUCUGGGCCGAGGAAGAGACUCGGCGUCGGCAACUGCAGGAACGCCUUCGCCAAAAAGAGCAGCAGUGUGCCCAGCGAGUCGCUCAGGCGGCUGCGCAGAGGCAAAACGAGGCCCGUCGCAGUGCACAGCAAGUUGAAGAACGACGUGGACAGGUGCUUCAGCAGCAGCGCCAAAUGGACGCUGCAUUGGACGUGUGGCGGGAGCGAGUGGCCGAGUACCAGGCAGCUGCCAAUGGGCGUGCCCGUCAAGUAGUGCAGCAGCGGUUGGAGGAGCGGCGCCGUGAGGUCCUGCGUCAGCGGCUCGAACGGGAGGCCGAGCAACGACGCAACCUCGCCCGGGUCGAGGCCGACCGUGAGCAGCGGCUGCAGGCAGCAGCAGCUCGGCUGCGUGACAAAGAGGAACGUGCCCGACAGAUGGCACAGCAGAAGGAGUUCUUUGUAGAGCAGUCUCGCCGUCUCGCCCUGGCCACUGCCCAGUUGCGAGAGCAACUUCGCUUGCAGCCCUCCCUGCCGCCCUCUUGGGGUCCCGGCCUCGUAAGGAAGUCCCGGUCUCAUGAGGACAUGCUCGACUGAGCCGGCCACUUCCAUCUGGGGUUCCGUCCGGCUGGCUGGGAAGGGCAAGCAGACAUCGCCAGCAGAGGGCCUCCUUUCUUCCUACAUUUUGUUGCUUGAUUCCCCUGGAAAGGGAAAAUAAAAUGUAUUCCUGCUUCA
Molecule: messenger RNA, 2105 nt
Organism: Rhipicephalus sanguineus (brown dog tick)
Lineage: Eukaryota; Metazoa; Arthropoda; Arachnida; Ixodida; Ixodidae
Product: coiled-coil domain-containing protein 177
Exons: 9
Coding region: 447-1967 (506 amino acids)
Source: RefSeq, a predicted model, not a curated record